CGAGGUUUGGUUGAGCCGGGCUGCAGCACCAGCGGACCAGGAGGGGCAGGUGAAGCCGAGCGGCGGCGGCUGGAGGAGCGCUGGAUUUCGGAAUCCUUACAUUUCAUGUUUCGUCUCGUACAUUUGGAGCUCAAGCAACAUUGAACCCUUCUGGUUGAGCUUUUGGAUACGCCGGACCGCGCUUAUUUCCAUCUGCUGACCAGGAGGAGGCUAAGCCAUGAAUAAGCUACGGCAGAGCUUCCGCCGCAAGAAAGAAAUGUACGUGCCCGAGUCCAGCAGACCGCACCAGUGGCAGACGGAUGAGGAGGCAGUGCGCAGCGGCAAGUGCAGCUUCCCAGUCAAGUAUCUGGGCCAUGUGGAGGUGGAUGAGUCUCGUGGCAUGCACAUCUGCGAAGAUGCAGUGAAGAGGCUGAAGACGGACAGAAAGUUCUUCAAGGGCUUCUUUACAAAAGCGGGAAAGAAGGCAGUCAGGGCUGUGUUGUGGGUAUCAGCUGAUGGCCUCAGGGUCGUAGAUGACAAAACAAAGGAUUUGAUUCUGGAUCAGACGAUAGAGAAGGUGUCAUUCUGUGCUCCUGACCGGAACUUUGAACGAGCGUUCUCCUACAUCUGCAGAGAUGGCACUACCCGUCGCUGGAUCUGCCACUGCUUCAUGGCCAUUAAAGAUUCAGGAGAACGCCUGAGCCAUGCAGUAGGGUGUGCAUUUGCAGUGUGUCUGGAGCGAAAGCAGAAGAGAGAGAAAGAGUGUGGGGUCACGGCCACUUUUGACGCCAACCGUACCACGUUCACACGCGAAGGCUCCUUCCGUGUUACCACGGCAACAGAACAGGCUGAGCGAGAGGAGGUCAUGCGGCAAUUACAGGAUGCCAAGAAAGAAUCAGAAACGGUCACAGGGAGCACAGGCGGCAGCGUAGCGAAUCCAGUCGCAACCUCCUCUCCUUCUUCUUCCCCACCCCUGCCUAUGGCCUCUCAGGAAGCCAAUCCCCAUGCCAUCCCGCGCCGCCAUGCCCCUGUGGAGGCACUGGCACGCCAAGGCUCCUUCCGCGGCUUUCCAGCGCUGAGCCAGAAGACCUCGCCCUUCAAGCGACAGAUGUCACUCCGCAUGAACGACUUGCCCUCCACCAUGCAGCGCAAGUCUGACUUCCCCAUCAAAAAUACAGUGCCAGAGGUAGAAGGUGAAGGGGACAGCAUCAGUUCCCUCUGCACUCAAAUCACAUCUGCCUUCAGCGGCCCCCCUGAGGACCCGUUCUCUUCAGCACCCAUGCCCAAACCCGCCUCUUCCCCACAAUCACCAGCUGCACCAGUAAAUGGCUCAGCUUCUGCCUUCCCUGCUCCUGCUGUCACUGUCACUGCUGCUGCUGCUGCUGCUGCUGCUGCUGCUAACCCCCCGACCUUGCCACCCCCAUUACCAGCCAGAGACACUAACCCCUGGGCCAAGAACCCUGCUGCACCCCCUGCUCCUGCACAUCCAGGGGGUGACUGGCCCAGUCCUACACCUGCAGUGGUGGCUCCUACUGCAGCGAUUGCACCUCUCACCGUCCCCACAGCCUCUCAUAAGCGCACGCCGUCUGAGGCUGACCGCUGGCUAGAGGAGGUGUCCAAGUCUGUACGAGCCCAGCAGCCUGGGGCCAGGACCACUACUCCUCCCACCCAGCAGCCCUUCUCCGCACCCAUGCCUGUCCCUGUAGCUUCUGCUGCCCCUGUAGCCUUCAUGCCCCCCAUGCCCUCAACUGUGCCCAGUCUGCCCCCACACCAGCCUGCCUUUCACGCCCAGACACCAGCCUCGUAUCCAAUGGCCAACGGGCUCCCCUACGCCCAGCCAAGUGUACCCGUGGUCGGCAUCACCCCUUCUCAAAUGGUGGCCAACGUCUUUGGUUCGGCUUCGCAGACCCAGCCAGUGCCAGUGCCUGUGCCUGCACCUGUUCCCCAAACCCACACACUACAGCCCUCGCCUUUCUCUACUCCACCUCUGGCGCAACUGGAUGCCCGAGGUGUGGGAAGCCCAUUUGGCAAACCCCCCUUGCCUCCAGUGGCAAAUCCAACAGUGUUUCAGCCACCCAAUGGUAACGCUACGUUCAAUGGCGCAGACAGCUGGCCGGCUGCCUCCUCCUCAGCCCCUCCUCUGCCAGCACAGCACCAGGCUGAUGCCUUUGAGGCUCAGUGGGCAGCCUUGGAGAGCCGUUCAAGGCAACGCACCACCCCUUCACCCACAAACCCCUUUUCAAGUGAGCUCCAAAAGACCUUUGAGAUCCAACUGUAAAAAAAUACAUACUCUGGGGUACGUGAGAGUCAAGAAGCUGGCGUAGACAUAUGAAGGAGAAAAUGGAUAGAGGGUGUGUGGGGAGGGAUUAAGAGACGGGACCCCUUUGACACUCAUACCACUUCAGCUGAAUAUUUGUCUCAUUCCCUUGCUGUCUGUCAGUCUGUGUCAAGUGUUAAGUGUGAGCUGACAAGGAGGAAUUCAGAGGCCAGCAGUAAACGUGGGGAGAAGUCAGUGAUGCGCAGGUUCUUUUUUCAUUCUGUCUGGUGCAACUGUGUCCGUGUUGGAGAUGGAACUGGAUCAAGAGCUGACAAUGCCUCUUGACCUUUAAAAGGAAAAAAAAAUGCAGCCUGAUUUGGAAAUGGACCCUUGCAGCUAUACAUUCUUGAUUUCUUAAUCCUGCCUCCGUGCCCUUAUCUCCCCAUAGUCCAGCUCACAGCACCCUGCCCCCCGCCCCCACCCCCCACCCCAAACGUGGGGAAGAACGACUGCUCCUUCAAUCAGAAGGUCAGAGGCACUGAGUGAAGAACUGAGCUUCCAGAUUUGAGAAGUUUUCAUAAAACUUCCUAAUCAGAAGAAGAAAUGAAAGAAUGCCAAAAUCUUUAUUUUUAUGCAUUAAGUAUAUUUUAAAUAGCUUUGGAAUAUAACAGAAAAGUUGUAAGUAAUCUUGCCAAAGGUGCAGGCUAGCUACAGUGGAAAUGAUUUUGUGUGUAUACAGGAAAUGAACAUAUAUAGAUAUAUCUAUAGAAAUUUAAAUAUAUAUUCAUUAUUAUACACAUUGAGGUUUUAACUUGUAUGUGCUAUAUAAAGAGAGACUGAGAGUGAAGGCAGUUUUUGUUUUGGUUUUUUUUAAAUUGCUGUGCAUCACAUCCCAUUUUGAAUCCCUCUGUAAAUAACAAAUCACUGCAACUACAAUCAUCUUGGACUGGGAGAUCCAUCAGUGCUCUCAUUCUUUAUCUCUGGCAUUUUAUUUUGUUAUUUUGUACCAUAGUGCUCAGUAUUUUGAUUUUUUUUUUCCACUGUCUAUAUAAUUGAAUGUUUUUAGGGUUUUGGGGGGCUUUUAAAAUUAAUUUCAACACUAUUGACAAUGUCCUCUCCAGCCAAUCGUUUUGAAGUUAUCUCUGCAUAUUGCACAAGCACUAUUCUAGUUGAUUUGGCCAUUUGGUUGAGGAGGCUCACCUUGUGCCAUUAGUGAGCCAUAAUACCACCAAACAGCUGAGAUGAUACAACCUGUGGUUUUAAACUGGUUGCAUUUAGGAGAUGUCAAAAGGUUAUUGGAAUGUCUUCUUUUUAUCAAACCUGUGGAGAUCUUUUGUUCUGUUUUAGCUUUUUUUUUUUUUUUUAAUUAUUUGUUUGUUUGUUUGUUUUUCUCCUCAUUUUGUAAGUAUUUCAUUAUUUUAUUCCACUUCUUUCCAGAAAAAAGUACAUCUAAAAGAUUGAAUAAAAUGAUGGUGGUGGAGGACAACAGUUAAA
Molecule: messenger RNA, 3730 nt
Organism: Pygocentrus nattereri (red-bellied piranha)
Lineage: Eukaryota; Metazoa; Chordata; Actinopteri; Characiformes; Serrasalmidae
Gene: numb
Product: NUMB endocytic adaptor protein
Exons: 11
Coding region: 218-2257 (679 amino acids)
Molecular function (GO): cadherin binding
Source: RefSeq, a predicted model, not a curated record